This is a messenger RNA of Coprinopsis cinerea okayama7#130, 948 nucleotides long. RefSeq lists its product as hypothetical. The record is from RefSeq and is a predicted model, not a curated record. The coding region runs from base 1 to 948 and encodes 315 amino acids. The transcript is spliced from 5 exons. Lineage: Eukaryota; Fungi; Basidiomycota; Agaricomycetes; Agaricales; Psathyrellaceae.
AUGCUCAUAGCCGCCCUACUCAUGCUCAUCUUCGCCUCUUUCGACAUCGCCUUGACGAUCCGACUGACGCUCAAAGCGCUCACCGGGAGCCCAACCUUGGAACAAUUGCAACAAUAUUUCCACCUAGAGUGGACGUAUACGAUGAGAGUGGGGUGUUAUGUCGGGCAGACGUUUAUGGGGGAUAGUAUUCUGCUCUAUCGGCUAUGGGUCGUCUACGAUAGACGGUGGUCCGUCGCUCUCGUGCCGACUAUCCUAUGGCUCGGAUACUCGGUCCUGGCCCUCCUCUAUAUCUACGGAGAAGAAGUCAACAGACACGGCCAUGUAAACUGGUUCACACUCCAGCUAUUUGUUCUCAGCACUAGCAUGCUGGUCACCACUCUCGUCAUGAACCUCCUUACAACCGGUCCGUACUCAGGGUUGAUUGUCUUUGAGCUGUGGAGAGUUCAAUCGAGAGUGAAGCCAUGGAGUGUCAGCGUCAGUCCGCUCUGGAAGCUUGGCGUCAUAUUUAUCCAAUCGGGACUCUUGUACACGGCAAACGUUCUCAUAUUUGCUGCCUUGUUCAUCGCCAACCAUAACGGCCAGGCGGUGAUGCUCAAUGUGCUCAUUCAAAUCAUUGGCAUUACCUUUAACCUCAUCAUUACGAUCGCCAGCCGGGCAGGAAGAGAAAAACCAGCUCCCACCUCCACCAACUUCCUGAGCAAAAUCCGAUUCGAGGUCGUUCCUGAGACCCAAGCCGACACGACUCGGAUGUCCUCCGACCCUCACACCUCCACGGCUUUCCAUUCAACACAUCCUUCCCAUAUAACGACAGCAGUCUGCUCCGACUCGACCCAUGAGAAAGGUAUUAUCAAGUCAGAACAGAUGGGCUCAGUUGCGAUGAAGGAAGUCAACGGCGAGAAGAAAGUUUUAAAUGGUGUGUUUGUUCCACUGUUUCAGAAGUACCGCUGA